UGAAGAAGACGGCAAUGACAUCAGAGACCGCAGCACGCAGCGCGGCGAUACCUCAGAGAGUCUGCGUGUCGACGCCCCUGGCUCCUCCCACAUGGCCAGUCACAACAGGGAGCUGCAGAUCCUAAGCGUCUACGGAAAAGGGGAGGGCCCACUGGCGGUGGACGGCCAUGACACCCUCUUCGCCGCGUCAGAAGUGGAGGCCUUGAGCUCGCUGUCCGUGGACCGCAGCGUGGCCAAGAGCCUGAACUGCAGCGUGCGGCUGGUCCGCCUUGAGGAGCUGCACAUGAGGACCCGACCAGACGAGAAGCCGUACGGGUGCGACCAAUGCAAGAAGCGCUACAUACGGGAAGACUUCCAGAAGAUCCACAUGAGGACUUGCUCUGGGGCGAAGCCCUACAGCUGUGACCAAUGCACGAAGAGCUUCAGUCGAAGUGAACGCCUGAGGAGCCACAUGAGGACUCACACCGGCGAGAAGCCCUACAGGUGUGACCAAUGCACGAAGAGCUUCAGUCGAAGUGAACGCCUGAAGAACCACAUGAAGACUCACACUGGGGAAAAGCCCUACAGUUGCGUCCAUUGCACAAAACGCUUCGCUCAGCAUAGCGGCCUGUACGUCCACAUGAGGACUCACACCGACGAGAAGCCCUACGGGUGUGACCAAUGCACAAAGAGCUUCAGUCGAAAUGAUAGCCUGAAGAACCACAUGAAGACUCACACCGACGAGGAGCCCUACAGCUGUGACCAAUGCACGAAGCGCUUCAGUCGAAAUGAAAGCCUGAAGAACCACAUGAAGACUCACACCGGCGAGAAGCCCUACAAGUGUGACCAAUGCACAAAGCGCUUCAGUGAUAGCUACGCCCUGAAGAUCCACAUGAGAACUCACUCUGGGGAGAAGCCCUACAGGUGUGACCAAUGCAUGAAGUGCUUCAGUCUGAAAGACACCCUGAAUAAACACAUGAGACUUCACUCUGGGGAGAAGCCCUACAGGUGUGACCAAUGCAUGAAGUGCUUCAGUCGGAGAGAUGCCCUAAAUAUCCACAUGAGGACUCACUCCGGCGAGAAGCCCUACAAGUGUGACCAAUGCCCGAUGCGCUUCAGUCAGAAUAACAUCCUGAAGAUCCACAUGAGGACUCACACCGGGGAGAAGCCCUACAAGUGUGACCAAUGCAGUAAGCGCUGCAGUCGGACAAGCAACCUGAAGAUCCACAUGAGGACUCACACCGGGGAGAAGCCCCACAAGUGUGACCAAUGCACGAUGCGCUUCAGUCAGAAAGGCACCCUGAAGAUCCACAUGAGGACUCACUCCGACGAGAAGCCGUACGGGUGUGACCAAUGCACGAAGAGCUUCAGUCAGAAAGGCAACCUGAAAAUCCACAUGAGUACGCACUCCGGGGAGAAGCCCUACAGGUGUGACCAAUGCGCAAAGCACUACAGUCAUAGCUACACCCUCACGAUGCACAUGAGGACCCACACCGGCGAGAAACCCCACAGGUGUGACCAAUGCAGGAAGCGCUUCAGUCUAAGUGAACACCUGAAGGGCCUCAUGAAGACUCACACCGGGGAGAAACCCUACAGCUGUGACCAUUGCAAAAAGCGCUUCGCUCGGCAUGGCGACCUGAACGUCCACAUGAGGACUCACUCCGGCGAGAAGCCCGACAAGUGUGACCAAUGCACGAUGCGCUUCAGUCAGAAAGGCACCCUGAAGAUCCACAUGAGGACUCACUCCGGGGAGAAGCCCUACAAGUGUGACCAAUGCACGAAGCGCUUCAGUCGGACAAGCCACCUGAAGAGCCACAUGAUGACUCACUCCGGCGAGAUGCCCUACAAGUGUGACCAAUGCACGAAGCUCUUCAGUCGGACAAGCCACCUGAAGAUCCACCUGAGGACUCACUCUGGGGAGAAGCCCUACAAGUGUGACCAACUCACGAUGCGCUUCAGUCAGAAAGGCCACCUGAAGAUCCACAUGAGGAAUCACUCUGGGGAGAAGCCCUACAAGUGUGACCAAUGCACGAUGCGCUUCAGUCAGAUAGGCGCCCUGAAGAUCCACAUGAGGACUCACUCCGGUUAGAAGCCCUGCCUGUUGGUGCAUUGGAACGCCAGCUACAGCGACCCAUCCAA
Gadus macrocephalus (Pacific cod) is the source of this 2118-nucleotide messenger RNA. Its product is annotated as zinc finger protein 431-like. Lineage: Eukaryota; Metazoa; Chordata; Actinopteri; Gadiformes; Gadidae. The transcript has 2 exons. The record is from RefSeq and is a predicted model, not a curated record. The coding region runs from base 92 to 2068 and encodes 658 amino acids.